Molecule: messenger RNA, 429 nt
Organism: Microthlaspi erraticum
Lineage: Eukaryota; Viridiplantae; Streptophyta; Magnoliopsida; Brassicales; Brassicaceae
Source: the annotation of a GenBank genome assembly
AUGAGUUCAGGCGCCGGCACCGGAACAACCAAAGGAGGCAGAGGAAAGCCAAAGGCUUCAAAGUCCGUCUCUCGAUCGAGCAAGGCCGGUCUUCAGUUUCCCGUGGGAAGGAUCGCUAGAUUCCUCAAGGCCGGAAAGUACGCCGAGCGUGUCGGUGCUGGUGCUCCGGUUUACCUCUCCGCCGUUCUUGAGUACCUCGCCGCCGAGGUGUUGGAGCUAGCUGGAAACGCAGCAAGAGACAACAAGAAGACACGUAUCGUGCCAAGACACAUUCAGCUUGCAGUGAGGAACGAUGAAGAACUGAGCAAACUUCUUGGAGCUGUGACGAUCGCUAAUGGAGGAGUCUUGCCUAACAUUCACCAGACUCUCCUCCCAGGAAAGCCUGCAAAGAACAAAGGCGAUCUGGGAUCCGCUUCUCAGGACUUUUGA